AUGAUCCCAACUAUGCUCAGGAACGUUAGACUCCGUGGAUAUAUUGCUGACGCCAAGCUCCCACCUCGUCCAUCCGACCUACAACAAGACAGAAAUUUUCCGAAUUCUACAUCGAAAGAUUUUUGGACCAGACCAUUAGAUAAACCGUCGCUGGAAGUUUCCAUAAAUAUCGCGAGUCUCCAACUUAUUGUGGCUGCUGGAUUAUACGUGAUGCCAUCUAUCCUGAGGUCUUCCACUGAUGUCAAUGCGGGGGCGGACCGCAUGGCUGCGGACCCUAAUUCUCCUCGGGGAAGAAGGCUCAGAAUAUCCGAACCAUUGCGCUUGCAAGGACUAUCUCAUAGUACGAAACCACAGCACUUUCCACUAACGUUCACAGACCGUUCUACACGUGAAGACAUCAUCAUGUUUUUCCAACAAAUCCCUGAAGGAAUGAUCCGACAUGCGGACUUCCACGAGUACUAUCCAAAAUACGAUGGUCUAUCCAGAAGCAAGCGGAUGUGGAAAUUUGAAGCCUUGUGGGAGUCCUGCACAAUAUGGCUUCCGCAGUAUGGGGCUUACAUUUUGAAUCCCGCAUGUCUUCCUGGAAAGGACGCUAGUAUGUUUACCCCCCCUUCCCCCCCCCACUUUAGCGGGAAUAGCUUAUUACUUAACUAAAAUGGGUGUAAAGCGUUGUUUAGUGAAUGCACAAGCGCAGACGAUAUCCUGAGGUAAGCUUGUGAAACACACAGAGAGGGUUAAGUUACGCUCGAAUAUACUCGAGUAUCUACCCUUUGCUGGAAAGGAGCAAUCAGAGUCUGCCGUCGAAAUUCUCUGCUCGCGCGGCUAAGUCGAGGCUGGACACCCAAAUGAUAGCUCCCACACAAAGUGUCCGGCUUGGGUUAGGCCACCCGAGUAAUACGAAGCACGGGGGCGAAUGCUGGAUAAUAGUACUCGGAUAGCCUAUCUCCAACUUGCUCCUUUCUCUCAAAAGUUUAUUUGAUUCUCCCGCAAGAUGGUACCACUGCUUUUUUAAUUGUUUUGAUGUGAGGUUACGGAGGGUCCCAACUGUUGGGCGUGCUAGGGAAUUUCGCUUUCUAGUUCUAGCUUCUCGCUUACACUUAUUCGAUUACUUGUACCUGAUUCCUUACAGCAGGAGUCUAACCAAAACUCACCAGUCUGAUUAGCUAGUGACUGCUCGCUUUAGUACUAAAGGAUAAGCACGGCAUCUAGAAGUAGGGCUCGCAUAACAGAUGACCAUCUUUGUUAGGCGAUUUCCCCAGAGAGAAGCCCUUAGCUACAAGAGAGCCUAGGGGAGAUGGGCUAUCGUGGGAGGGAAAAGGGGAGGGAAACUCCUUUGGUUCCCAAGGGAAUAGGAUAUGUUUCAACGGGUGUGUUUUUGGAUUAUUGUUGUGGGUGAAGUGGCCUCGAGAAAACAUGGUUCAUAUGAGUUUGCAACUUGGUGGUGGUCGAAUUUUAGGACUUUACUUUA
Molecule: messenger RNA, 1468 nt
Organism: Tuber melanosporum (Perigord truffle)
Lineage: Eukaryota; Fungi; Ascomycota; Pezizomycetes; Pezizales; Tuberaceae
Exons: 1
Coding region: 1-654 (217 amino acids)
Source: RefSeq, a predicted model, not a curated record